AUGCAAGUAAUAAUACUAACCAUUCUUUGCAUACUGUUUUCAUGGAUUUUCAUCCAUAGGUUGAAGCAUGAGAAUGGAAAAGGGCCAAAAACGUGGCCGUUUUUGGGAGCGGCAUUGGAGCAGCUCGCGAACUACAACACCAUGCACGACUGGAUACUCAGAUAUUUGUCGAAAUCAAGAACCGUAGUCGUGCCGAUGCCCUUCACGACUUACACGUACAUCGCUGACCCUGCUGACGUAGAGCACGUCCUAAGAACAAAUUUUUGCAAUUAUCCAAAGGGUGAAGUUUACCAUUCAUAUAUGGAGGUGUUGCUUGGAAACGGCAUUUUCAAUGUCGAUGGGGAGCUUUGGAGAAAACAGAGGAAAACAGCUAGCUUCGAGUUUGCAUCCAAGAAUUUGAGGGAUUUUAGCACAGUUGUUUUCAGAGAGUAUAGCCUUAAACUUUCUGAAAUCCUCAGUCAAGCAUCCCACAAUAAUCAGACAGUAGAUAUGCAGGAGCUUUUGAUGAGGAUGACACUCGACUCCAUAUGCAAAGUGGGAUUUGGAGUGGAAAUCGGGACAUUGGCUCCAAACUUGCCGCACAACGAGUUUGCUAAGGCAUUUGACUCUGCAAAUGUGACGGUGACUCUCAGAUUUAUUGACCCUCUGUGGAGGAUAAAGAAGUUCUUGAAUAUCGGGACAGAGGCCGUGCUCGAUCAGGAUAUAAAAACCAUCGACAAUUUUACGUACUCAGUUAUCAAGAGGAGGAAGGCAGAAAUAGAACAAGGGUUGGGAAAUAACAAAGUUGAAAAGAUCAAACACGACAUAUUAUCAAGGUUCAUAGAGCUAAGCCAAGAUCCAGCCAACAACAUGACCGACAAGAGCCUGAGGGAUGUUGUCUUGAACUUUGUGAUUGCGGGCCGGGACACAACUGCAACAACUCUCUCAUGGGCCAUCUACAUGAUAAUGAGCCAUCAAGAUGUGGCCCAAAAGCUCUACACGGAGCUAAGAGACUUGGAACGGGAUUUAACUAAUGAUAAUAAUUAUGAGGAGAAUGAGGAUGAUCGAGAGUCGUUUGAUCAGAGAAUAGUUCAUUUUUCAGGACUCUUGAGCUAUGACUCGUUGGGGAAGCUUUACUACUUGCAUGCUGUCAUAACCGAAACACUUCGGUUGUACCCUGCUGUUCCUCAGGAUCCGAAGGGCAUCUUAGAAGACGACGUUUUACCAGAUGGAACAAAGGUGAAAUCAGGGGGCAUGGUGACUUACGUACCGUACUCCAUGGGAAGAAUGGCUUACAAUUGGGGGCCCGAUGCAGCUUCAUUCAGGCCCGAGAGAUGGCUGAAAGAUGGAGUUUUCCAAAGCGCAUCCCCAUUUAAAUUCACUGCUUUCCAGGCGGGACCACGGAUGUGCCUCGGGAAGGACUCUGCAUACCUGCAGAUGAAAAUGGCACUUGCAAUUUUGUGCAGAUUUUAUGAGUUCAAGCUGGUGCCUGGCCAUCAAGUCAAGUACAGGAUGAUGACCAUACUUUCCAUGGAGAACGGACUCAAACUCGGCGUGUCAAGACGCCCGGUCGAGCUUCGCGAUGUUGGAAUCAGCGUGAGGUGGUCGUGCACGGAGGCCGGGAAGCUUGAGAUUGUCGGGCGGCACUCAAAAUCGCCGUGA
Molecule: messenger RNA, 1641 nt
Organism: Striga hermonthica
Lineage: Eukaryota; Viridiplantae; Streptophyta; Magnoliopsida; Lamiales; Orobanchaceae
Source: the annotation of a GenBank genome assembly